Molecule: messenger RNA, 7956 nt
Organism: Pangasianodon hypophthalmus (striped catfish)
Lineage: Eukaryota; Metazoa; Chordata; Actinopteri; Siluriformes; Pangasiidae
Gene: keap1b
Product: kelch-like ECH-associated protein 1b
Exons: 7
Coding region: 3777-5597 (606 amino acids)
Molecular function (GO): protein binding
Source: RefSeq, a predicted model, not a curated record
UUAAAAACAAGCAUAAAUCAAAACUAAUUUUAAUAAACACAGGCAAAGUUCUCUUUAUAUGACACAAGACUUUUUAAAUCUGCUUUUUAACACCGUUCAACUUCAGCUUGUCUUCUGUGAAUGGAAAUGUCAGGAUUAAGAAUUUCUUUACUUCUGGUAAAGUGUGCUGUUAUUAUGUUUUGGUGUUGCGCUGUCAUUGUUUAUCCCAGGUUUGGCAUGUAGAGUGCUAUAAGUUAAUAUUUACCUUCAGUGAGCUAUUUUUGUGCUGUUCUAGCUUUAAUUUGGUUUUGAGUGCAAUGUGCUGUUGACAUUGUGCUUUAUAGUUUUAGCACAUGGUUCACAUAAUUAUGAAUAUUCAGGGCGUGAAUGUGUAAUUUUGGUAUACAUACAGCUAUUAUGGGCUUUAACUUAGUAACAGACUGUUAUUUAUUUAGUUUUGCUUGUCGUACAAAGUGUUCUGUUCUCUUAUUUCCUCCCACUUUAAUAAAGGCAACUCUGUGUCCGUUGAGUCACUGCUGAAGGCGCUGUGCCAGAACCAUUAACUUGCAACUUUUUUUUUCCAAGAUCACAUUUGCUGACUGUGUCUCCUGCUUUCGAUCAAGUAAAACACACACCAGCAAAUCUGUACAAGGGUCAGUAGGUUAAGGUUCAGUGCAAUACGACCAUCUAGUCUAAAUUUUUCUCCAGCAAGAAUGAAAUAUUAUGCCUUGAUUUACUCUGUGAUGCAACGUUAGUCCCUUUUAAACACCGUUCUUCCUGGAUCACUUACCCUUACUGCAGGGAUAGGUGGAAUUAGCAACUUAAAAUCAUAGAUCAUCAGGUAACAAUACAACAAGGAGUGCAAGUGCACCUGAGACGCGCUGUGCUUUAAUGAUUAAUGUGGCGAAAGUUUGGCCUGGCAGUGCGAGUGGAAAUAGAUAUUUGGCUGCGUUCAGAACGAAUGACUAUAGUGACUGAGUGCAGGCCUUCCGGAAAAAGUGGCAUAUUGAAUUUUGUUAUUGUUGCAGUUUAUAGUUUAACUUCAUGAUUAAAGCAAAAACAUAUUCAGCACAUUUGAAGGGUCAAAAAUGUCUAAUUUAAGUUAGUUUGCUCGCUCUGAUUUUGUGCAUUCUGACCAAUUUCGAUUUCAAACUAGUCUCAAGCUUAAAUGAAAAUGAAACCAUUUAGCAAAAUCACAUUCAUUAGUCCAAAGUUUGUUUUAAUGGGUUGUUUUAAUGAGUUGCUUUGUGUUGUGUUUGCAUGCAACUUUCUCACUUUUUUCUCACUUUCACACACUGGAGGCUAUACAGGACUGUGUCUCAAAUCAAUUGGUGGUGCCGUAUGUAGACGAGUACCAUCUAGGGGGAAAAAAAUGAAAAAGUGGAAGAAUCGCUAACCCAGACACCUGAGACAAGCAGACUUCAUGUCUGGGCUAUUUGUUUUAUUAUUCCUAGCUGCCAGACAGACAAGGAGUUUCAACAACCACAAACAGACAAAAUAACCUAGUCUUUAUUGACGUUUGCCAAGCAUUCGGUGUGUAUAUUUAAAUUUGAUGAGCUUCACAGUGGGGUCUUGAUGCUGUAAUUAUAGCACAAGCUACUCUUUCCAAAUCCCACCGCAUGCUGCACUACACACAUCGGUUGACACACAGUCUGGCUAACUGUAGAAGUUUUUACUGGGCGCUUUAACAGACAAUCUUCGGGAACACACAGUUAUGUGGAAACACUUGUCAUAUAACUCUUCUGCUAGCCCAACACGCAAAAUACGUCACCUCACAUCGAGAGAAAAAGACGCUAAUCAGACUUGAAUUAUAUUUUUACAUGUGAUAUGAGAAGACAACACCACGUCUCAUAGCCGAAAUGUUCGCCACAGCGCCUUGUUGGUUUCCCUUAACCUGUAUUAAAUCACUUAACUAGCUAACUAGCUUGCUAUAUGUUAUUACAUUACUUUAGCUACCACUUUUUAGCCUCAUCAGUUGUUUCUGGGCGACCAAAACAUGGGACUGGGGAGCACACUGAAGCUUUCCGUUGCCCAGGCCGAUGGUACGUCCACCCGUGUAGGGUAUAAAAGAGAGCAGAAUUCAUUGUGACCAUUCUGUGGAAAUAAAAACCUUAUUGAGUCACAUGUAAACAAAUUGCAACUAUUACACAUUUCUGGAUUUACACUAAAUUUACAAAGGCUGUAGAUUAUCUUGGAAAAAUACAACAAGGAGUUUAAGUGCAUCCUGAGAAGUACUACUUUUUUUGGAUUUAUUUGUGAUAGUUUCUAUGUUUCCUAUUUUUAUAGGAAAUAAGAAUAUUUUCUAUUUUGUCCCAAUGCUGUUCAAAAUAUUGCACAAUUUUUAAACAGUGGUCUUUAUCCAUCCUAAGAAUUUCUUUAUCCAAGGGGCUUGUGCAUAUGUAAAAAUUGCAACAUUUUACAAUUUUAAAGAUUAAGUACAAAAUUUUAUCCUCAAAUUAGUUGCUUCUUGUAAGUUUAUAAUUUUUUUUCCAGAAAAGAUAUUCAUGCUAUGACAUAGUAUCAAUAUUGCGAUAAAUUAUCAUAUCGCCCAGCCCUACAUAUUAUCGUACAGUUCUUGAAUCUUGAAUCUUUACAUUUUUGCUGCUAAUUGAACUAGAAAAAAUCUUUAAAUCAGUUUGUUUACUGUACAGAUGUAGUCAUGCACCGAGAGGUGGAUUUGAGACACACUCCUGUUCUUUCAGAAGGACGCAAUUCUACUGACGUCAGAGAGGUCAUAUGACUCAAGUAAACUCCACAGUCACACUGAGAGAGUGGCACGAAGCCCUACUUAUAGUCACCUGUCCUAAAUAGAAGCUCGGUCUCGGUUUCACUCUCACACGCUAAGUAAACAUGCAGUGUGUUCCCAAGAGAGAUCUGUGGAGCUUUACUUCCAUGUGUGUUUGACUUGACCUUAUGCAGGUAUUCUAGCAAGCAGUCAAUGAAGAUAGAUUGAAAUCUACCGCCUUUUCUAAGCCAUUCAGUCCUGGAGUGAUCAGCUGUGUUUUACCUUGAAGAGGGUGGUGGCACAGACUAAAUAACUUCUGGAACUUUUCCGACUUGAAACCCGGCUAGGCCUGGUUUUAUUACUGUAGUGAGAAAAUCCUUAAGAGGCAGUGAGCUUUUAACAAGCCUUUUUUACAAGCCUUUAGAAAUAUGGUUUGUUAGCAGGUUCUGACCUGACAAUCUUUGUUUUAAAUGCCGUUUUAGAAAGUCUGUGUUGAUGUAGUCCCAGUCCAGCAGGAGCUUAAAUGUGCCCCAUGUUUGCACACUAAGCUGACUUCCAUUCACCUGCAAUUGCCAUUCCUGUUACUCCAGCUGUCAGAGUUUCUGCUGCUGCUGUCGUCACUGUGUUUGCAACACCUCAAGUCACAAAUUCAGGUUCCUUCCUUCUGAGGUCAUUUACAGUUUCUUUUCUUGGUUAAUGGGACUCAUGUAACAGCAUGGUGUUUAUAUUUAGCAGGAGGAUGUAAGCAGGUCACAGCCUUUCUAAUAAAGGCGUGUCUUGUUUCCAGAAACUCCAAAAUGGAUUAUAAAUUGCAUUUUGACAUGGAAGUGAUUCACAGACUGAAGUUUGUGCCUGAUAGUGUGUACAGCACGCCGUAAAGAGGACAUUUCAGCCUAAAGAGAGAAAGCCAGUGCAAUACGAAAGGAAUAGUGUUUUCCUAAUGUUGCUUGCACCUUCCCCAAUAGAAAGAUAACUUGGCCACGACUUUGUAAACCCUGAUCCUUGGUUGCUCUGCACGUGUCUAGCACUGGCGAGUGAGGAUGAAGGCGCUGGGCCGCGGGCGCCGCUGAGCAUGUACGCGGCGUCAGGGAUGACGGAGUGCAAGGCCGAGGUGACGCCGUCGACACGCAAUGGCCACCGCGUGUUCAGCUACACGCUCGAGAGCCACACGGCCGCUGCCUUUGCCAUCAUGAAUGAGCUGCGGCUUGAGCGGCAACUCUGUGACGUCACGCUGCGAGUAAAAUACAAUGAUCUGGAGGCUGUGGAUUUUGUGGCACAUAAGGUGGUGCUGGCAUCUUCCUCACCCGUCUUCCGCGCCAUGUUCACCAAUGGCCUGAAGGAGUGCGGCAUGGAGGUGGUGCCCAUCGAGGGAAUCCACCCACGGGUAAUGGGCCGUCUGAUAGAAUUUGCCUACACGGCAAGUAUCUCAGUCGGAGAGAAGUGCGUCAUCCACGUGAUGAAUGGAGCUGUGAUGUAUCAGAUCGACAGCGUGGUGAAGGCCUGCUGUGAUUUCCUGGUGCAGCAGCUGGACCCGAGCAACGCCAUCGGCAUCGCUAACUUCGCUGAGCAGAUCGGCUGCACCGAGCUGCACCAGAAAGCCCGCGAGUACAUCUACAUGAACUUCAGCCAGGUGGCGACGCAAGAGGAGUUCUUCAAUCUCUCUCCAUGCCAGCUGGUAACGCUGAUCAGCCGUGAUGAGCUGAACGUACGCUGCGAGUCUGAGGUAUACCAUGCAUGUGUGGCGUGGGUGCAGUACGAGCGUGACGAGAGGAGGCCGUACGUGCAGGCACUGCUACAGGCCGUGAGGUGCCACUCGCUUCCGCCACACUUCCUGCAGCGCCAGCUUGAGCACUUUGAGUGGGAUGCACAGAGCAAGGACUAUCUGGCACAGAUCUUUCAGGACCUGACGCUGCACAAGCCCACCAAGGCAGCGGCAUGCCGCACACCCAAGGUACCGCAGCUCAUCUACACAGCGGGCGGCUAUUUCCGUCAGUCGCUUUGCUACCUCGAGGCGUUUAACCCGGGCACUGGUGCCUGGCUGCGACUGGCGGAUCUGCAGGUGCCCCGCAGUGGCCUGGCAGCGUGUGUGAUCAGCGGGCUCUUCUACGCUGUUGGAGGGAGGAACAACGCACCUGAUGGCAACAUGGACUCCAACACGCUGGACUGCUACAACCCUAUGAACAACUGCUGGCUCCCGUGCGCUCCAAUGAGUGUACCCCGGAACCGAAUUGGCGUUGGGGUCAUUGAUGGUAUGAUCUACGCCGUCGGGGGCUCACAUGGAUGCAUCCAUCAUAACAGCGUGGAGAGGUACGACCCAGAAAGAGACUCGUGGCAACUGGUGGCCCCUAUGCUGACCCGGCGAAUAGGGGUGGGCGUGGCUGUCAUUAACCGCCUCCUCUAUGCGGUGGGUGGGUUUGAUGGAACGCAUCGGCUGAGCUCAGUGGAGUGUUACAACCCUGAGAAAGACGAAUGGAGGAGCACCGCACCCAUGAACACUGUCCGCAGUGGAGCAGGUGUGUGUGCGUUGAAUAACCACAUCUAUGUAAUGGGCGGCUAUGACGGCACCAAUCAGCUGAACACGGUGGAGCGCUACGAUGUGGAAACAGACAGCUGGACCUUCAUCUCAUCAAUGAGACACCGGCGCAGCGCGCUGGGAGUCACCACCCACCAGGGACGCAUCUACGCACUCGGAGGAUAUGAUGGGAACACCUUUUUGGACAGUGUGGAGUGCUACGACCCUGAAACAGACACAUGGACCGAGGUCACGAGGAUGACCUCUGGGCGGAGCGGGGUCGGUGUUGCGGUUACCAUGGAGCCGUGCCAAAAAGAUUGUCAGAAAGAUUGUCAAAAAGAUUGUCAGAAGGAUUGUCAGAAAGACUGUCAGAAAUUCUAGUGCCUCCUAUCGUCUACUGCUUUUUCCUUCCAUAUUUCUGUUCCUUCCUUCUUCAGCCAGGAUCAUCAGUGAUUACAAUUCUGGUGCUUCAAGAACAGUCUUCUAUAAACGAGAGCAAACGGGUCUCUGGACAUCUACAGGGUUCACACAAAGCCGUGAGAUCAGAGAGACGGAAAUAGACCAGAAGAUGCUUCCAGGAAGGACUGGUUCAUAUUUUUUGUUGCUGGUUUUAUAGCCAGACUACAGGCAUCGGGAUCAUUAAUGUGAGUCAGCCUGUGUCUCCUGUUUGUAUUACUGACCAGCCUUGUCCGUCUAAACCAAACGUGAGCACUGACUAAAAGCCGAACAUUUCUCCUGAAGUAGAAGUUGCAGAUCAGCACCCUGGACCACGGAUGUCAACAUUUUAAAGUGCCAUUAUUGUAUCUCACAACACAUGUCAGUAUCCGAGUCUGUGCUGCUGUACUGGGCUUAUAGAACCAUCACACCGUGCACAAGGACCCAGACAGGCAGCGAACAACUGUGGGCUGGUUUAGAGAAAAGUCAAAUUUACACAAUCUUCCUCUUACUCUAUAUCUAUUUGAUCAACCAAAACAUGUUUUGUGUCUGACAUUUGCUUCUUUAGUUUUGCACCAGGCUACAAGUUUAAUGUAGCUAAGAAGUAAGAGAAGUCUGUCUCACAUAAAUAUGAUUUUGUAAAAACCAUUCUUCAGGAAUAUACCCAGACUGUAAUCUCGAGAUGUGCACUGGGACCAAGAUCAUGUGGACCCAACAAAAAAAGAACGGGAGUGGGAUGUUUUUUCUCUUGUGUUUUUACUAAAUGUCCUACAUUAGAUGCACAAAAUAUAUAGCUAUAAAUUUGGUCUUAUCUGUACUGAUCAGUAUACUACAGUUAAAACGAUGUUUAAUGAUCAGUUUAAAUGACUUGUUUGUUUAAAUUUUGUGAAACAGGAUCGAGAGCAGGCAAAAGCAAAAAUGUUAGGAGUGGGUGGGAGUGGCAUUUAAAAAAAACAGCACUGUGACUACCUCCACCUGGAGGUUAUGUGUAUGACAAUAUAAUUCUACUUUGAAGUAAAAUAUGUAAAUGUGGUCUAUCCUACUAUUUCCAAACUUCUUUGUUUCAAACUGACAUCACAUAGCUUACAGCUUACAAAUGUCAUUUGAAGCAGAUUUUUUUCAAAAACAGCUAUGUUGUGUGACAGACUUCCAUUAUUUGUUAGUUUCGUAACUCCAGUGCAAAACAUGAUUCAGAUAUUAAACAUGUUUCAGCUGAUUGAGUACAUUUGGGAAAUUUUUUUUAAAACCCAUGUUCUGGUUUCACUCAUCAGGUACUUAUCAAGACAAACCGAUUCAGGCAUAUUGAAGCAGGGGUAACACUUCAUUCAACUCAUUAGGUAAUUAUCCACAUCUAUUAUAGGACUCAGAUUGAACUCCGAUUCGUUGUGUAUUAGUCAGUUGCUCAUUUCAUGAUCUUAUUCACUCAGGGUGUGUUCUUCAGGUGUGUGCUUACAAACACUGUUGUAAUACACCGCCUUUGUGUUUAACUAGUGAGUUGAAUCAGCUUACACAAGGUGACUGUUAAUGCUGGGAACCACGGUUGCCUAACCCUGGUUAUUGAAUAACUUGAUACAGUUUAGUGUUUUUUCUGCUGAAGUCACUUACUUGUUAAUUCGUAAACUCUUCAUGAGUGUGUGUUUGUCCAGAUGGCCUGUGUUUGUCUAGAUGGCAACUCAUUUAAAAGUGUUUCAGGGUCCAGUCUGGACCUGAGAAAAGCAGUAUCUAAAAUCAAAGAGCACAAAUGAAGGAAAGAUAGACUGAUGUCCAAGAUGAAGGUUUUGGAAAGUAAUGGAAAAGAAUGUGGGUCCUGUCAUCUUCAAUGCUGGAUGCUGCAUUACCUGGGAAAUAAAGUGGGUUCCUUACUGUCCACAGUCAGAACAGAUGUUUUUCGUGAGCAGGCAAAAAAAAAAAAAAAAAAUCCCGAUUAAUGUAUUUGUAACAGUAUUUUAAGCUACAUUUUUCCAAGAUUUUAGAAACUUCUUGGAGUUUUGUACAGGGUCUGGAUUUCGCUUUUAUUUAUUUUGGAUUAACUGUUUUUUCCCCUUCGUGCUUGACCCUUAAGUUCUACUUUCAAAUAAAUGGACUGAUCUCCUUUUGUAUUCGUUGCAAACUGAGCAUGUGCCGUAUUUGAGACGUGACGGCAACUUCUCUUUUUCUAAGUCUGGCUGUUUUAAAAAAGGAAGUAGUUUUUGCUUUAACAGUUUAUAACUAACAUUGAGAGAUAAUUUAAAGACUGCUUUGUACAUUUUACAGCAAUCAGUGUAUUGUACAACACAUUGUGUAUUAAAGAUACCUGUUUAUUGUA